AGAGGUUUGGAGAGAUUUGAGUCGGUAUGUCUGGUCGCGGCAAGGGCGGGAAGGGCCUGGGCAAGGGGGGCGCUAAGCGCCACCGCAAGGUGCUGCGCGACAACAUCCAGGGCAUCACCAAGCCCGCCAUCCGGCGGCUGGCCCGGCGCGGCGGCGUCAAGCGCAUCUCCGGCCUCAUCUACGAGGAGACCCGCGGGGUGCUCAAGGUGUUCCUGGAGAACGUGAUCCGCGACGCCGUCACCUACACGGAGCACGCCAAGCGCAAGACGGUCACGGCCAUGGACGUGGUCUACGCGCUCAAGCGCCAGGGCCGCACCCUCUACGGCUUCGGGGGCUGAGCAUUUUCGUCUCUGCUUCGGAACUUUUUUUUCUCACCCAAAGGCCCUUUUCAGGGCCACCCAUUUAGUCGCCAGAAAGAGUUGUUCAUUUCAUGGCAUAUAAUUAUUUAAUGGCAGUUCUUUUGCGAUUUCUCGGUCAUAUUGAUAGAGCUUCCUACUGUGUUUCUGCGUUUGUUCCU
Molecule: messenger RNA, 517 nt
Organism: Lutra lutra (Eurasian river otter)
Lineage: Eukaryota; Metazoa; Chordata; Mammalia; Carnivora; Mustelidae
Product: histone H4
Exons: 1
Coding region: 27-338 (103 amino acids)
Biological process (GO): nucleosome assembly
Cellular component (GO): nucleosome
Molecular function (GO): structural constituent of chromatin; protein heterodimerization activity; DNA binding
Source: RefSeq, a predicted model, not a curated record